AAUCCAGUGUCUUGACUAUCUGCUGUUGUCGAUCCCCGUGGCCACCGUUUAUUCGUGGGGGCUUGAAUGUCAGAGAGACAAUCGUAUACCAACCCCGGAGGGUGCAGUGCAGGGCUGCUGCUGCUUGCUGCUGCUACACUGAUCUGCGAGAUAUCCACUUUCCCUUUAGGACGCGGGAUGACGUCGGAGGUACACACGCGCGCCCGAUAUCUGGACGUCCUUUUCGAGAUCCGGGACGCUAUAGACAAUGUGGAGGCUUGCUGUGCAUCCAUUGUGGUGGUGUUCGAUGCUGAUCCAAUCGCAGGUGGGCUUGGGCUACAGACAAGACUAUAGUGGUUGAAAAAAC
Microdochium trichocladiopsis is the source of this 346-nucleotide messenger RNA. RefSeq lists its product as uncharacterized. The record is from RefSeq and is a predicted model, not a curated record. The transcript has a single exon. NCBI's taxonomy places the organism in Eukaryota, Fungi, Ascomycota, Sordariomycetes, Xylariales, Microdochiaceae. Bases 67 to 333 code for a protein of 88 amino acids.